Molecule: messenger RNA, 606 nt
Organism: Debaryomyces tyrocola
Lineage: Eukaryota; Fungi; Ascomycota; Pichiomycetes; Serinales; Debaryomycetaceae
Source: the annotation of a GenBank genome assembly
AUGGUACAUUGGAUGAUAUCAGAUUUUCCUCUUGGCGCAGCAAUAAUCUAUGGUGGCAUUGAUGUAUUUGCAUAUGUUUUAUUCGAUCGUUUUUCUUUUGGGAGGUCAUUCACAUCUUUCUUAAUCUUUUUCUUUGCUACCGCAACAAUGUUGACUUUCACGCUACUUCACUACGAACAGAUGAUGGAAAUUUAUGACGAAAAACUAGAAAAAAUUGUUAUCCCUGAAUUUAUAGAAAAUAGGCCGUUUAAGGAAACGAAUUUGAUGGAAAAGGACGAAAAAUUAGGUAACGUACUAAGGAUUGUAAAUAUGAAAUUCCUUUCCGAAAUGAACAAAGAAUAUACCAUUGGAAACAUAGAAAAGUUAGUGAAAUUUCAUGAUAAGAUUAUUGCAAGAUUUCUGAAAAGAUAUUUUGAAGCGUAUAAAGACUUGCCAUUAAAAGAUAUUCAAGGCUGGGAUAGAAUUUUGUUGAUAGCGAAGAACAUUCAAGAUGAGGACAUGAAGGAUAUAUACGCCGAUUUGGUCUCACCCGAUAUAGCUCAAAAAUACAGCAAUAUUCGACCCACUACUAAUAAAGUCAAACUGAAACAUUACAAUACCAAAUAA